Molecule: messenger RNA, 1916 nt
Organism: Aphis gossypii (cotton aphid)
Lineage: Eukaryota; Metazoa; Arthropoda; Insecta; Hemiptera; Aphididae
Product: inhibitor of growth protein 1-like
Exons: 2
Coding region: 399-1385 (328 amino acids)
Biological process (GO): positive regulation of DNA-templated transcription
Cellular component (GO): nucleus
Source: RefSeq, a predicted model, not a curated record
GAGGCGCAGAGCAGACUAUCAGCCUGCGCUCCGGCAACAGCCCACAUAAUGGUACUCAUUCGCGUUUUUGAUAUCAAAAGGCAAAAACCAAUAACCAGCCGUGUUUUACCCUAUAAAUUAUAACUGUUGUGACUUGUAGAUUGUCAUAUUGUGUGUUAUUUUAUUACUACUUAGUAAAGUUAUUCGUUACUUGUCUGUGACCAAUGUCCAGCCGUGUGUAAUGAUUAAUUAUUGUUAGUUGGCAGAUUAAAAUGUUCUUUUAAACAAUAUCACCAUUAUCGAGCCGCAAUACGUGCCUGCGUUUGAAUUUAAUUCACUGUUUACGAAGAUACGACUAACUGCUUGACACUAUGGUUCUCGAGAAAAUCUGUUGUUUGGGUUGAAUAUUUUUCGAUAAAAUGACGAACCGAACGAAUAGAGCUUUGGAAUAUUACAAUGAUUAUAUUGACUGCACACAAAACAUGCCUUUGGACGUACAGCGUCAUGUAACGCAGAUGCGUGAACGCGAUUUGGAGUUCCAAGAAAUGAUGUCAAAGAUCAAAGCAUUGACGGGCAAUUUUAAUGGUUCCAUUACUAAAUUAAAUUCUGAAAAAUUGACAAAGCUAUUAAUAACUGGUUUAAAUCUGGGGGAUAAAAAAGUACAAACAGUUCAAGAUAUAGCUGAUUUGGUAGAUGAUAAAGUCAGAAAAUUAGAAAUUGGUAGGAAAUAUUUGACUUCUGCUAAAGAACCCGAUGCUCCCAAGCCAAGUAUCAAAGAAAAAUUAGAGAGCGGUAAUUGUUCCAAAGAACGAAGUUUACCUAGCACUAGUACUAGUACUGUUUCUAAAGAACUGAAAAAACGGAAUACUGAUAACGAUAGUAAUGAAUCUAAUAAUGAUGUUAAAAUUGCAAAACGGCCCCGACGUAAUAGAGCCGAUGAGCCAGAUUACAAAGAAAUUUCUGAUGACGUGGUAGCAUUGUCAGUCUUACAACAUUCCAACACGCCUUUACCAAGAGCCACAGCAACAGCCCAAGUACAAUCUCAAGUAACGUUGAAGAAAGUAGCUCAAAAAACAGAAACAAAAACCAAAAAGAAGGGAAAAUAUAAGAAACAACAGAAGGAUAAUUCACCGUCAUUGGAUGAUGAUGAUGAUAUAGCUGUUGAUCCAGAUGAACCCACUUACUGUCUAUGUGAUCAAAUUUCAUAUGGAGAAAUGAUAUGCUGUGAUAAUGAUUUAUGCCCAAUAGAAUGGUUUCAUUUUUCAUGCGUCUCAUUAUCAACAAAACCAAAAGGAAAAUGGUUUUGUCCAAAGUGUCGUGGUGAUCGACCGAAUAUAAUGAAGCCUAAAGCGCAGUUUCUCAAGGAACUCGAACGAUAUAAUAAAGAAAAAGAAGAUAAAGCUUAAGAUAUUGUUUUGAACAUAAACAACAAUCUACUUAAUUUGACUUGAUGUUUAUAAAUACCAAAUAAAACAAUAAAUUAUCUAGUAUUUAGUUUACAGUUUAUUCAACCAAGCUGAAUUAAAGUUUAUGUAUAUAUUAUUUAAUAAGUUAAAAAUAAAAUUAUGAAUUUUAUUAGUUUAACUUAAUAUUAUUAAAACAUUCAAUGCAUGCAAAUUUAUCAAACUUAAAUUUAGACAUAGGUACGUAAUUAAUUGUAUAUAAUUUGAUGACAUGUAUCAUCUUUACUAAUUUUAUACUAUAAACUACUAUGAUAACUUUUUGUAUUAUAUAAUUAUAAUAUAUUAUAUUUUUUUAUUUAAUAAUGAUAUUGACUAUUAUAAUUUAUCACACUAUUUUAACCAUUUAAUUCAAUAAAUUAAGUAUACAAAAUGUAAAUUUUAUUUUCCGGUAAAAUAACAUGUUAUAAGUGCCCCUCUAAUGUUUUAUUGUUAUUGUUUUGUAUAAAUAUUUUUUUUACUAAUUACUACUAUCUU